Coffea arabica (coffee) is the source of this 2921-nucleotide messenger RNA. RefSeq names its product glutamate receptor 2.8. Lineage: Eukaryota; Viridiplantae; Streptophyta; Magnoliopsida; Gentianales; Rubiaceae. Gene Ontology annotation, cellular component: membrane. Gene Ontology annotation, molecular function: ligand-gated monoatomic ion channel activity. The record is from RefSeq and is a predicted model, not a curated record.
UUGAGCUGCAUCUAUUUCUCCUUCCACCGUAAUUUUCCAUCCUUCUUUCUGACUCAUUUGAGUCUUAGGUUCAGACAUGAGGAAGAAACAAACUCAUGAUACUCUACUUUUCCUAGCUCUAUUCUUUUUCUCCGAUGAAUUAUUAGUGGCGCGGACAACUAGCACUAUAGAUGUUGAUGUAGGUUUGGUUCUUGAUAUGAAUUCAUGGGCUGGGAAGAUGUCUUCAAGAUGUAUCUCCAUGGCCUUUUCUGAUUUUUAUGCCUCCCAUUCUCAUUACAAGACCAGGCUGGUUCUGCACACUAGGGACUCCAACAAUAGCGUUAUUGGUGCUGCUCAUGCAGCUAGUGAUCUAAUGACAAAUGCAAAAGUGCAAGCCAUUCUUGGACCACAAACAUCUAUGCAAGCCAAUUUUCUUAUCAAUCUAGGACAGGAUGCUGAGAUUCCCAUCGUUUCAUUUUCUGCUACAAGCCCUACUCUUUCCUCUCUUAGAAGUGCAUACUUCAUACGAGCUACUCUAAACGAUUCAUGUCAAGCACAAGCAAUUAGUUCCCUGCUUCAAACCUUUGGAUGGAGAGAAGCAGUGCCAAUCUACGUAGACACUGAGUUCGGAGAAGGGAUUAUUCCAUACUUGACUGACGCCUUGCAAGAAGCUGAGACUCAUAUCCCUUAUAGAAGUGUAAUUCAUCCAUCAGCAACUGAUGGUGAGAUUGCUGCAGAACUCUACAAGUUGAUGACCAUGCAAACUAGAGUUUUCAUUGUGCAUAUGCCUCCCAUUCUUGGCUACCGUCUUUUUGAUCGAGCAAAAGAGGUAGGGAUGAUGACUGAAGAAUACGUUUGGAUCAUAACUACAGGGAUCACUAACCACCUAAGUUUUCUACAUCUUUUUGCCAAAGAAUCGAUGCAGGGGGUAAUAGGAGUAAAACCUCAUGUUCCGAGGAGGAAAAAGCUUAACCGGUUCAUUGCUCGCUGGAAAAGGAAAUAUGUCAAGGACAAUGUAGAUGUUACUUUCUUUGGCUUAUGGGCUUAUGAUGCAGCUACUGCACUAGCAAUAGCAGUUGAAAAUGCUCUAGCAAAGGAAACUAGGCCUUCAAGUGCAUUCCACCUUGAGUCUGGGGUCUCUCAAAUUGGAAAACACCUCCCAGAAGUAAUAUCAAGAACCAAAUUUAAUGGCCUCACUGGGACAUUCAAUGUGCUCGAUGGACAACUACAAUCAUCAGACUUUCAGAUCGUCAAUAUCCUCAGUAACGGGGAGCGGGGAGUUGGCUUUUGGACCCCAGACAGGGGAAUUACUAGGACACUUCAACCUACAACUUCUGAAUCACACUCUUCUUCGAAAGCCAAUUUAAAAGGGAUUAUAUGGCCUGGUGAUUCCACAUCCACCCCAAAGGGUUGGGUAAUACCAACAAAUGGGAAGAAGUUGAGAGUAGGAAUCCCAGUCAGGAGUGGUCCUAAUGAAUUUGUUAACAUAAUAAGAGAUCCUUGCACUAACAAGACGACUUUUACAGGGUACUCGAUAGAUGUUUUUGAUUCUUUAAUGAAAAUGCUUCCAUAUUAUGUUCCUUAUGAAUAUGUUCCAUUUGCAAAGUCAGAUGGUGAGAGUGCUGGUACCUAUGAUGACUUGGUCUAUCAGGUUUUCCUUAAGAAUUAUGAUGCUGCUGUGGGAGAUAUUACCAUUAGAGCUAACAGGUCUACAUAUGUUGACUUCACACAACCAUAUGCUGAAUCUGGCAUCACAAUGGUUGUGCCUGUCUACGACAGGAGGAGUAAGAAUGCGUGGGUUUUCUUGAAGCCACUGACUUGGGACCUCUGGGUCAUUAGUGCUUGCUUCUUUGUUUUCAUUGGUUUUGUGAUUUGGAUUCUUGAGCAUCGGACGAAUGAAGAAUUUUCUGGAUCUAGUCCACAUCAAGUUGCCACUGGUUUCUGGUUCUCCUUUUCAAUCUUGGUCUUUGCUCAUAGGGAGAAAAUAGUGAGCAACUUAGCUAGGUUCGUGGUGAUUAUAUGGUGUUUUGUGGUUCUAAUCUUAACUCAGAGUUACACGGCCAGCUUAGCAUCAAUGUUGACCAUGCAACAGCUUGAGCCAACUAUCACUCAUAUGCAAGAUCUCAUAAGGAAAGAUGACAAUGUAGGCUACGCAAAGGGCUCUUUUGUUUUAGGAUUCUUAAAGCACAUGAAGUUUGCUGAGUCGAGGCUUAAGGAAUAUGACACUCUAGAUGAUUUGGAUGUACUUUUCACCAAGGACAAAGCUCACGGUGGUAUUGCUGCUGUUUUUGGUGAAGUACCUUAUAUGAAGCUUUUCCUGUCAAAGUAUUGCUCAAAAUAUGCCAUGGUCAGCCCGGCAAUCAAGACUGAUGGAUUUGGCUUUGCAUUCCCAAUAGGUUCCCCACUUGUACCUGAUAUAUCAAGAGCAGUCCUAAAUCUCACGGAAGGGGAUAAAAUAGUUGGGAUUGAGAAUGAGUGGCUUGGGCAGCAAACUAGUUGUCCAGAACAAACCACUUUGGUAUCAUCACAUAGUCUAGGACUCAACAGUUUCUGGGGCCUAUUUCUUAUUGUUGGAAUUGCUUCGUUCACUGCCCUCAUCAUCUAUGGAGCUAUGUUCAUUUAUGAACACAGGCUUUCACUAAGCAAAUUACAUGCAAAAGAUUUGUGGGAUAAGAUAACCAUAUGCUUCAGGAAGAGGGAAGAAGAGCAAGAUUCUGGAGGUUUACAGAUGAUGAACCGUUCAAUGCAAAGCUCUAGACAUCUACAGAAGACAAAUCACUCAAUUUUGUCCAUGCGUACAUCAAGUUCUAGUAGUAGUGUGUCUAGCCGAUCAUCAUCAGGCCUAUUAACUGUUGCAGAUGUAAAUUUGUUUGCCUUGAGGGAAGGAGGAAAUUCAUUUGUAUAAGUUCUUCAUGAGAAUCCAAAUCAGAUGCAAAGAAAGA